CCCGCUCAUUCCCUCCACAGUACUCAAGCAUAUAUAGCGCCAGCAAACUUGCAAAGUAGUGAUCACACACCACCUCGGCACAUCAUCCAACUCCUAGCUUAAUUAGCUCGGUCGAUCGAUGGCUCUGAACAAACAGGCGGUGGUCGCCUUCGCCGUCGUCGUAGCGGCGUCGGCGGCGCUGCUGGCGUCAGAAGCGCCGCGCGCGUCGGCGGCGAUCACCUGCGGGCAGGUGAGCUCGGCGCUCGCCCCUUGCAUCCCGUACGCGACGGGGAGGGGCAAGCUCAGCCCGGGGUGCUGCAGCGGCGUGCGCAGCCUGAAGAGCGCGGCGAGCACGAGCGCGGACCGGCAGGCGGCGUGCCGGUGCCUCAAGAGCCUGAUGGGCAGCAUCAGCGGGCUCAACAUGGGCACCGUCUCCGGCAUCCCCGGAAUGUGCGGCGUCUCCGUGCCAUUCCCCAUCAGCAUGUCCACCGAUUGCAACAAGGUCAACUAGAUCGAUCAAUCCUACGUACGCACGUGCUACUAUACUAUACGUAAUGGAGCGAGAUUGCUAGAAAAAUAAAAUGAAGUUGUGGCAGCAGCGUCGUCUACCCUAUAUGUAUCUUGUACUCUGUGUCCGUGCGCGUAUACUUGUGUGUGGUAUGUGAGAACUGUUAAUUAGUGCUGUUCAGUGGCCUACAGGUGGUGCUUGCUAUUAAUUCAUACUCAUAUCUAUGGAUGCUCUUCCAUCGAAAACAUUAUAUAUAUCUUCACUUGUUUUCAUAGUA
Phragmites australis (common reed) is the source of this 764-nucleotide messenger RNA. RefSeq names its product non-specific lipid-transfer protein 1-like. Gene Ontology annotation, molecular function: lipid binding. The coding region runs from base 119 to 490 and encodes 123 amino acids. Gene Ontology annotation, cellular component: membrane. Gene Ontology annotation, biological process: lipid transport. The transcript has 2 exons. The record is from RefSeq and is a predicted model, not a curated record. NCBI's taxonomy places the organism in Eukaryota, Viridiplantae, Streptophyta, Magnoliopsida, Poales, Poaceae.